Mangifera indica (mango) is the source of this 982-nucleotide messenger RNA. RefSeq lists its product as uncharacterized. The transcript has a single exon. The coding region runs from base 220 to 888 and encodes 222 amino acids. NCBI's taxonomy places the organism in Eukaryota, Viridiplantae, Streptophyta, Magnoliopsida, Sapindales, Anacardiaceae. The record is from RefSeq and is a predicted model, not a curated record.
GAGUCCCUUUUUCUUAUUCUCCGUGAUGAGUUGCCUUGUGUCCAUCUUUCUUAUCUUGCUCCGCACGCGCAAUGACUAAACAAAAAUACCUUGCGUCCCAAGCCUCUCCCCAUUUACAAGGAACCAGAUCUGUAUAAAUAUACAAAGCACAACUUCUACUGCUUAUCAUUUCCUUUUCCUUUUCCUUUCCGCCCAAAACUCCAUUGUUUUUCUUUCGUAAUGAAGAGAGAAGGUCGCCAACACGGUAUGGUUAGGACCUGCGGGGUGUUACCAUCCCCAUGGAAUCCCAGACCCCAUGCCCGGAUCUUAAACAAGCUCGAUGCGCCUCCGACUUCCGGGAUUUUUACCAAGGUGUCGACGAAACCCACCAAUCACUCCAAGGGUGGGAAGUCGUGUAAGAAGCCGUGCGGGACUCCGUGUACAGAAUGUUACCAUGAUGACUCUUACCCGGUUUGUUAUAGUUAUGAUUAUAGAUGCAGAUACAGGGGGAAGAACAAGGGAACCCAGAAGCUUAUCUCACGAGAUUUGGUUUCGGUCUCCAAUUAUAAGUCGCUCACUUGGAAGGCGGUGGAGGGGCGCCCUGGCGGUAAUUAUUCUGGGUUUUCUGCGACGGGGAUAUUGAAUGUUCUGGAUAAUCAGUAUGCGUACGAUGAAGAAGAAGAAAAUGAUGAUAAUGUUGAUGAUGUUACUAAUGAUUAUGACGCUAAACGUGGUGAUGUUUUAAUGGAGCACUUUUGGCCUCAAACGGGAAGGGAUGGGGUCUUAGAUGGUGAUGUUAAUGAAGAGGAGGUUACUAUUGUAAGUUUCAUUGAUGUGGGUAUGAUGUUUCAGCUGGUUGAGGGAGAUGAAGGUUGGUAUAUGGUGGGAGAAGAUCUGAUUGUUACUUGAGAUUUGUUUGUGUUUGUUUUUAUGAUAAUAAUUGUACAUUUCAUAAUGUAUGGUUCAAUAUUAUUAAGAUAUGAUUAUUAAUUGUGCUUAAGGA